AUGGACAAUUUUUAUGGACCAGGAAGAAACCAUCUCUUUGUUCCAGGGCCGGUUAACAUACCUGACCAGGUAAUUCGGGCUAUGAGCCGGAACAACGAGGACUAUCGUUCUCCUGCAAUUCCAGCGCUCACAAAAGAGCUACUUGAGGAUGUCAAGAAGAUUUUCAAGACUACCACCGGAACACCCUUUCUUUUCCCUACAACUGGCACUGGUGCUUGGGAGAGUGCUCUGACAAACACAUUGUCGCCUGGAGAUCGUACUGUAUCUUUCCUGAUAGGCCAAUUCAGUUUGCUUUGGAUUGAUCAGCAGCAACGCCUUAAAUUUAAUGUUGAUGUUGUGGAAAGUGAAUGGGGCCGUGGUGCCGAUCUCGACAUUUUGGAGUCAAAACUUGCUUCAGAUUCUGCACACACCAUAAAGGCUAUUUGCAUUGUUCAUAAUGAGACAGCAACUGGAGUCACCAAUAACUUAGCCAAAGUCAGACAACUUCUUGAUGCAUACAGCCAUCCGGCUCUCCUGCUUGUUGAUGGAGUGUCAUCCAUUUGUGCUCUUGAUUUCCGUAUGGACGAAUGGGGAGUUGAUGUGGCUAUAACUGGUUCUCAGAAAGCCCUAUCCCUUCCUACUGGGAUUGGAUUUGUGGUUGCAAGCCCUAAAGCUAUUGAAGCUUCGAAAACUGCUAAAUCACUUAGAGUUUUCUUUGAUUGGGGUGACUACCUCAAAUUCUACAAGUUAGGAACCUAUUGGCCAUACACUCCUUCCAUUCAGCUUCUCUAUGGUCUCAGGGCUGCUCUUGAUCUCAUUUUUGAGGAAGGACUUGAAAAUAUUUUCGCAAGGCACAAUCGUUUAGGUACCGCAACCAGACUUGCUGUGGAGGCAUGGGGUUUGAAGAAUUGCACACAAAAGGAAGAGUGGUUCAGUGACACUGUGACUGCUGUUGUUGUUCCUCCAAACAUUGACGGUGCUGAAAUUGUAAGAAGGGGAUGGAAAAGAUACAAUUUGAGCUUAGGUUUGGGACUAAACAAAGUUGCUGGGAAGGUUUUCAGAAUUGGACACCUUGGCAACAUGAAUGAGUUGCAACUAUUGGGGUGUCUUGCUGGUGUGGAGAUGAUACUGAAAGAUGUGGGUUAUCCAGUGAAGUUAGGAAGUGGAGUUGCUGCUGCCAGUGCAUACUUACAGAACAAUAUUCCUCUCAUCCCUUCAAGGAUUUGA
Messenger RNA from Vicia faba (fava bean), 1206 nucleotides. Lineage: Eukaryota; Viridiplantae; Streptophyta; Magnoliopsida; Fabales; Fabaceae. The record is from the annotation of a GenBank genome assembly.